AUGGGUCGGCGCGCCUGUUUCUUAGGGUACUACUUUCGGAUGCUUUCUCCUGAAGCUGACACUUCCCAGCCGAGGAGCCUUAAAGUCCCACGCAACGGAAGGAACGCGGCCCCGGCGGCGGCGAGACAGGGCUGCUCCCGGCCGGAAAAGAAACACGAGAACCAGGACGCGUCCACGCCACUCGGGGCGGGCGUUCGCCCCGAGCACGCCCACCUCAGACGCCAAAGAGCGCGAGGAGCGUGCGCGCUCCCGUCGUGGCGACGGUGGCGGCGAGCAGCGUCAGAGCUUGGAGGGGGGGUUGACGGCUUCUGGCGGGUGGCGGUGUUGAAGGCGAGAGCUCGCUUGGCCCGUGUCGCUUCUGUCCCAAGAACCGGACGGAGAGUGAGGGCACGAGGGUCGCUGUCGGGGGCUGUCGUCUUCCACGUACACGUCGUCGUGAGGAGCGCAGUCCGGACUCUCUCGCAACCCCUCCGGCUCCCUUUCCGCACGCCUCGAGGCGGCGGCGGCCACCGAGACAGCAGCGCACCUUCCCCCAUCCCUUCCCCUUAUUCCCCCGCCCAAAAGGGCCCGGUCUGCGCCCCACCCCCGCCCGUCCGCCCGCUACGCCGCCGCCAUGUCGGCGCAGGCCCAGAUGCGCGCGAUGCUGGACCAGUUGAUGGGCACCUCCCGGGACGGGCCCUGGUGGUGGCAACCGCCUGUGUGCCACUGAAAAUCGUGCCGAUGCCUGGCAUACUGCAUAAAUGGAAGCAGGGUACCGCGUUCAAUGUAUGUAUGCCUGCCUACCUCAAUCUGCAAGGGAGUGUCAGAAAGGCCCCGCAUUCGCCAAGCCGAGAUACUACUCGUCAACGAAUCAAAUUCAGUGAUGACAGAGUAUGCAAGAGUCACCUUCUCAACUGUUGUCCUCAUGAUGUCCUUUCUGGAACUAGAAUGGAUCUUGGAGAAUGUCUGAAAGUCCAUGACCUGGCUUUAAGAGCGGAUUAUGAAAUUGCAUCCAAAGAACAAGAUUUUUUCUUUGAACUUGAUGUAUGUGAUUUUGCUUUAAUGGUUUGUUAUCUUUUGCUGUAAAACAUGUGGAUUAAU
Messenger RNA from Chlorocebus sabaeus (green monkey), 1080 nucleotides. The record is from RefSeq and is a predicted model, not a curated record. Lineage: Eukaryota; Metazoa; Chordata; Mammalia; Primates; Cercopithecidae.